GACAGACAGUGUCUGUCUGACUGUUGUGCUAUCAUGUUUACAUUUUUGAGAUUUAUGAGCAAGCACUAAACGCAAACGCCUAAAUCUUGAUCUUAUAAAAUUGAUGUGUUUAAACGUUAUUGCGUUACAAUAUAUUGUACUUUUAUUAUAUACGCUGUCCUGCAAUUGUAUUUCUAAAUGUUAAUAAUGAAUGAAUUGGAUUUCUAUGACGACUAUGCAGUUGCAGUCGUCGUCAAUACUGACAAUAUUUUAGAAAAUAUUUUCUCAUAUCUUCGUUUGAAAGAUCUCCGUAACUGUGCUUUGGUUUGUAAAACUUGGUAUAGAAUUCUAAAUGACGAAAAUAAUGAUGUUUGGCGACUACAUUGUGUUAAAAGAUUAGCAGAAGAGGUACUGAAGUCUGAUUUACUCUCGACUGUUAGCACUUACAAAUCUAAAUUGAGAGCAUAUUUUCAUGCUUGGAAUCCUCACGACUGUUCUCGAAAUAUAUAUGUCAAAGCAAAUGGCUUUACAUUGCACAGAAACCCUGUAGCUCAAAGUACUGAUGCUUGUAGAGGGAAAAUUGGUUUUUAUCAUGGAAGGCAUGCUUGGGAGGUGAUAUGGGAAGGCCCUUUAGGUACUGUAGCUGUAGUAGGUAUAUCAACUAAAGAUGCACCCUUGGAAUGCCAUGGGUAUGUGGGACUGUUGGGAUCCGAUGAACAAAGUUGGGGUUGGAAUUUAGUUGAUAAUCAUUUGUUACAUAAUGGUGAUACUCAAGGACACUAUCCUCUCCUGAAUAACUGUCCUAAAUACCAGGUGGGUGAGCGAAUAAGAGUUAUUCUAGACUGUGAAGACAAUACCUUAUCAUUUGAAAGAAAUUAUGAAUUUUUGGGAGUUGCAUUUCGAGGCCUACCUAACAAGAAGUUAUACCCAACAGUUUCAGCAGUCUAUGGCAACACAGAAGUAUCAAUGAUAUAUUUGGGUCCACCUGUAGAUGGCUGAUAGUAAGAGUACAUCUAGAAAAUAAACAGUUUCUAGUCAAAAUGCAAUAAUGUGAUAAAAUAUUAUAUUGUUCCAAGGCUAAUACUAUUUAAUGAAGAUACUGUAAACAUUUAAGCACUGGUGAGUAUGACUUUAUUUGUCACAAGUAAAAAAAAAUUAACUCAUAAACUUAUGUGUAAAUCGAAAUAAUGUCUUUGCAGUCCCAUUGCUAGGUUUUUUUAUUAUUCAAUAUUAAAUUAAAGAAGUGGGCUAUACUGAUACACAUUGGUAGUAUUAUUAGAAAGCUUAUAAUAUUAUUACUUGCCCCUUGUAUGGUGUUUACAGUUGUAAAGGGAUAAUAUUUUUAACAUAGGGUGUUUAUUGGACCUUGGUAAACAUAUUUCAGAACAUGUGAAUGUAAAAAUGAACCUUGAACAGCAGGUACUAUAAAUAUAAAAUAUCAUAUAAAAAAACAAAUUAAUUCUAUUUGACCAUGUUGGUGUCCUUUGUUAUAAAUGUUAUCCUAUGAUAUAGGUAUGUACAUAUUUAUAAAAUACAUGUAUUUAUAUUAUUUAGAUGUAAACAUACACAAUUAUGAAAACAAGCUUUGAAAUAUUUGUGUACAGUAUACCUCAGUUUAAUUCUCUUUUCAAAAUUAAGUUGGUAAUGCAGUGUGCAAAGUGUGCGAUAAUAUAAUAUUAAGAUGCUAUGACAUUUGCUUAGAGAAUUGAUAAAUUAAAGAUAAAACAAAAUUAUUUCAGUAGGCUAAUUGUUAAUAUCACAAAAAUAUAGUACUUAAAUUAGUAUAGACAUUAAUAACAGCCUUCUAAUGGCCACAAAUUUUUUUUAUAUGUUAGGCCCGAAGUCCACCUAAACGGAGAUAAAAGAAGAAGAGUGGAGACGUGUAUAACAACCAAUCAGUAUGAUCUCCACUUAAGCUGAUGAGAAAUAAUUUGAAAAAAAAUAUAUAUCACUAAAUUCUAAAGGUUUAUUAAAAUACAUGUCCUUUCUGCUCAUCACAGCUACGCCUUUGUUAACCCCGGCCAACCCGGCCUUAUAUAUAUAUAAAUGCGUAUACCAGUAUGGCGGAUAAGCUCAGGCGCGUUUCAAUAUGAUUCACUGUGAUCCCAGUGAUAUGUGAGACCACUGAAAGGUUAAAUAAAGCCAUUUCAAAGUAAUUGACACAUUUGAGCAUCAUGAAAGUAUUUGUGUAAAAAAUAAUUCUAGAUGAAGGUGUCUAAUAAAAUUUACACACAAGCCAUUCUAUGCUAAGUACACACCUUCAUAUAUAGAAAUAUGCGGCAAGUCGAUUUAGGCCUCGGCCUUGCCACAAAAACACGGUAAAGAUAAUAAUGUUUAAUAAUCAUGUUUCUAAAGCAAUAAAUUUAAUGAGUUAAACCUACUUAUAAAGGGCACCUAUUGCAAUUAAUUAGCUCUGUUAGAUAACAAAUGCAUUUAUUUGCGCCGUUACCUACUUAUUAUUUAUUGCCAUAUUUAUGUGUGCUGGACCUAUAAACUAAAUUAUCCUAGAAAUUAAUAAUUUCAAAACUGAUGAACAAAUGAAAUAACGUAAUUUGUGUAAAAGACUUUAAUACCGUGUAGGUAGGUACUUGAUAACAUAUGUAGUUAACUAGUUCCAUACAAAGUUGCAUUAUGUCCGUUCUUCGUCUAUAAUAUGAUAUAAAUCUCCCGAUCGAUUUCAAUCAUGGUGGCCAGUCUAACUAGAUUAGCCCACUACGCUGGAGACAUAAUUAGCACAAGUGUGUGCGCAAACACAGGUGCACUCUGUUCCCUCACUCUGAACCCGGGGACGGCAGACAGACACGACCGGAGAGAGAUCAAGCGCAGGAACACCUGCUUUACGUGCUUUCCGAUGCACGGUGGUGGAACACCGAUGAUCUCCCUGGUUUCAUGAUAAUAAUGUUCAUUUUACUUAGAAAAUGCCAUUAUCUGUUUUUGGAUGGCGCGAGAAUCUAAC
Messenger RNA from Spodoptera litura, 2935 nucleotides. It is a transcript of the gene Fsn, whose product is annotated as F-box synaptic protein. Gene Ontology annotation, biological process: synapse assembly involved in innervation; proteasome-mediated ubiquitin-dependent protein catabolic process. Lineage: Eukaryota; Metazoa; Arthropoda; Insecta; Lepidoptera; Noctuidae. Gene Ontology annotation, molecular function: protein binding. The record is from RefSeq and is a predicted model, not a curated record. Gene Ontology annotation, cellular component: synapse; SCF ubiquitin ligase complex.